AUGACGCGAGCUCUCGUUGUGUCAUCGGAGUAUCAGCAGAGCGUCGUGUUGCCUCUCGUCGCUCUGGAGGUGGAAUGCGAGGCUGGAGGUGUUUCCGGCUGGAGCGAGGGUGACUCAGCCUGCCCAGGUGUGGCUGCGGAGCCCGGCUUUUUACGGCCUGUUGUGGUAACAGUGAAAGAAGGACGCAACGGGCAACGGGACUCCAAAACAAUCCUCGAUCGGGAAGGGAGCAGCCCUGCCUCGGGGCUGUAUGAACAGCUCCAGGUCCUAAAGUCUCAAAGCCAGAGUGCCCCGGGGUGUGAGCGGGCCAAGGAGCGAGCGAGAGGGAUUAGGUCCAAGAACAGUCCGAAACAUUCCGACUGCAGAAACAGAGGCUUCAGGCUUUGUUAG
Molecule: messenger RNA, 390 nt
Organism: Knipowitschia caucasica
Lineage: Eukaryota; Metazoa; Chordata; Actinopteri; Gobiiformes; Gobiidae
Source: the annotation of a GenBank genome assembly